Vicia faba (fava bean) is the source of this 1485-nucleotide messenger RNA. The record is from the annotation of a GenBank genome assembly. Lineage: Eukaryota; Viridiplantae; Streptophyta; Magnoliopsida; Fabales; Fabaceae.
AUGGCUUCACGCAGACUCGUAUCGUCUCUGAUUCGAUCUUCUCUUCGUCGAUCCUCAUCGAAACCCUCCAUCUCCGCCUCAACUUCGAGGCUCACUUCUCAAUCCCGUGCCUCUCCUUGCGGCUACCUUCUUAACCGCGUAGCCGAUUACGCCACUUCCGCCGCAGCCGCUGCUGCUCCUCCAUCUCCGCCUCCAGCGAAAAAGGAGGUUCCCGGUGGUGGUAAAAUUACCGAUGAGUUUACAGGUAAGGGUGCGAUUGGACAUGUUUGCCAGGUUAUUGGUGCCGUCGUCGAUGUCAGAUUCGAGGAGGGUUUGCCUCCGAUCUUGACUGCUCUUGAGCUUUUGGAUCAUGAGACACGGUUGGUGUUGGAAGUUGCUCAGCAUUUGGGUGAGGGCGUUGUCAGAACUAUUGCUAUGGAUGCUACUGAAGGUGUCGUUAGAGGGUGGCGUGUGCUCAACACUGGAUCCCCUAUCAGUGUUCCUGUUGGUAGGGCAACCCUUGGCCGUAUCAUGAAUGUUAUCGGAGAGCCUAUUGAUGAGAAGGGUGAAUUGAAAACCGAGCAUUUUUUGCCCAUCCAUAGAGAAGCCCCUUCUUUUGUUGAGCAAGCAACUGAACAGGAGAUUCUUGUUACUGGUAUCAAGGUUGUUGACCUACUUGCACCAUACCAAAGGGGAGGAAAGAUUGGGUUGUUUGGUGGUGCUGGUGUUGGAAAAACUGUGCUUAUUAUGGAACUUAUCAACAAUGUUGCUAAGGCUCAUGGUGGUUUCUCUGUGUUUGCUGGUGUUGGAGAACGAACUCGUGAGGGUAAUGACUUGUACAGAGAAAUGAUUGAAAGUGGUGUCAUUAAGCUGGGUGAUAAGCAGAGCGAAAGCAAGUGUGCUCUUGUGUAUGGACAAAUGAAUGAACCCCCUGGUGCUCGUGCCCGUGUUGGUCUUACUGGACUUACUGUUGCCGAGCACUUCCGUGAUGCCGAGGGCCAAGAUGUGCUUCUUUUUGUUGACAACAUUUUCCGUUUUACUCAAGCUAAUUCAGAGGUGUCUGCUUUACUUGGUCGUAUCCCAUCUGCUGUUGGCUACCAACCAACAUUGUCUACUGAUCUUGGAGGUCUUCAAGAACGUAUUACUACCACCAAGAAGGGUUCAAUUACCUCUGUCCAAGCUAUCUAUGUGCCUGCUGAUGACUUGACAGAUCCUGCUCCUGCUACUACCUUUGCUCACUUGGAUGCCACAACAGUGUUGUCACGACAGAUCUCUGAGCUUGGUAUCUAUCCGGCUGUUGACCCAUUGGAUUCCACAUCUCAAGUCUUCACUGGUGCCCCUGGCAAAUAUGUUGACUUGAAGGAGAACAUUACUAGUUUCCAGGGUGUGUUGGAUGGCAAGUACGAUGACCUUUCAGAGCAGUCAUUUUACAUGGUUGGUGGUAUUGAAGAGGUCAUUGCAAAGGCAGAGAAGAUUGCUAAGGAAUCAGCAGCAUCUUCAUCUUAA